CUAUCGAAAUUGUAGAGAGCGACGAAGAAGUAGCUCCGGUAAAAUUGAUAAAAAGAGUUGUUCGACCGCGAAAUAAUUCUUACAAAUUAUUAAAUUACAUACAUUAAAUACCUCGAAGUGCGGUUGCGUCAUAACGACAAACGAAAAGCGUUGAACAAAAAUAUAAACGUCUGUACCCAGUGAUUUUCGACUGCCCAGCAUAAUAUAUAUAGAUAUAUAUAUAAGUAUAUUAUAUACAUACAUACGAACAGAUGUACACAUAAUGUACACUUAAAGUAAUAUUAUUACAGUGAACGAGUGUUAAGUGCAAAUUUAGUGUGUGGCAAGCGCCUGAAAAACAUUGAAACAUUGUUUGGAGUUAAGUGAAGAUAGUGCAUUUUAUAUGGUCGCUUCUGCUGCUGCACAAAGGGCUGGGGCCGUUGGCUGCUGCUAGGAGUUGCCGUCGUCAUCGCAGUCGCCGUCGCCGUCGCCAAAAACUUUCGUCGUCUCCGCACAGCAUUUGGAGCCAGCCCAUUGUGCCCCGACGCGCUUCUCAAGCUGAUUGAGGAGCCCACAGUGGAAUGUUGGAAUACCCACAGCGAUUCGCGCGCAACAUCCCCAAUUCCUCUGGCAACGCACCGCCACAGCUGCCGCAGCAUCAGAACUAUCAGAGCUGUCGCCAAUUGGCACCGAACUCACCUGCUCACCAUCAGCGUCACUCUUCGCUGUCCCAACAGCAGCAGCACCAACAGCAACAGCAACAACAACUGCAACAGCAGCAGCAGCUAUCGCUGCAGCAUCAUCGCACACUGUCGACCGCCUCCAGCUGCAGUGCCCAGCACAAAAGUGUGACCUUUGGCCAGCCAGCGAGCAGCGGCUGCCCGGCGCCGAUCGACUACAGCAACGGGGGCAGCAGCAGCGGUAACUCCAGUUGCAGCAACGCUGGACAACAAUCAAUGGCGGGCAACAUGAAGCACGGCAAAUCUCAGGAAGACGUUUGCUACGUAGUAGCCAAAUAUGAUUAUGCAGCCCAGGGCGCUCAGGAGCUGGAUUUGCGGAAGAACGAGCGCUAUUUGCUGCUGGAUGACUCCAAGCACUGGUGGCGCGUCCAAAACAGUCGCAAUCAGUCCGGCUAUGUGCCCAGCAACUAUGUGAAGAAGGAGAAGCCCUCGCUCUUCGACAGCAUCAAGAAGAAGGUGAAAAAGGGUUCCGGUUCAAAGACGCUGCCCAAUUGUUCGCCCUCACGCCAAAUCGAGAGUCCAACCAUGUCGCGACGCUUGCCGCCCGAUCCGGCCGAGGCCAUCGGCACCGCCAUUGUCAAAUACAACUAUCAGGCGCAGCAGCCGGACGAGCUGUCCCUGACCAAGGGCACACGCAUACUCAUACUGGAGAAGUCGAACGAUGGCUGGUGGCGUGGCCAGAGCGGCAAUGCGGUUGGCUGGUUCCCCAGCAAUUACACAACCGAAGAUUGUGAUAACGAUGGCGAAAUACACACCUAUGCCAUGGCGGAGAACGUGCUGGACAUUGUGGUGGCGCUCUAUAGCUUCACAUCGAACAAUGAUCAGGAGCUGUCGUUUGAGAAGGGCGAUCGCCUUGAGAUUGUCGAUCGGCCCGCCUCCGAUCCGGACUGGUAUAAGGCACGCAAUAAUCAGGGUCAAGUCGGUUUAGUUCCACGCAAUUAUCUACAAGAGUUGAACGACUAUUUGGCCACGCCCUAUCGCAAUACCAGCGGCAAUGCUGGCAACGGCAAUGCCACCGGCAGCAACGGUGCCAACACCACCGGCAACGGCGGUGACUCCAUGGAGCGACGCAACGACUGCAACAACAAACCGACGCAGCCCAGCCAGCCCAUCGAGCGACCCAAUUUGGCUGGCAAAUCCUGGUACUACGGGGCCAUCACGCGCAGCCAGUGCGACACAGUUCUCAAUGGCCAUGGCCAUGAUGGCGAUUUCCUCAUCAGAGACAGUGAGACUAAUAUGGGUGAUUACUCGGUUUCCCUGAAGGCGCCCGGCCGCAACAAACACUUCCGCGUGCACGUGGAGCAGAACAUGUAUUGCAUUGGACAGCGCAAGUUUCAUUCGCUAGACCAGCUGGUCGAUCACUACCAAAGAGCGCCCAUCUAUACGAACAAGCAGGGCGAGAAGCUGUAUCUGGUGCGACCGCUGCCAAAGGCCAAUGGCACGUAAAGAGGGAAACAAACAAACAAACAAACAGAAAAUGAAAAACUCAACAUAGAUCAUCCAAUAUAUUACUCGUAAUAUAACUAAACAAAACAUACACAACAUAAUACAACUUCAAUGAUAUAGUACAUACGUAUUAACAUGGCAUAGAACAUAACAAAAAGCAAAGUAUGCUGCGCGCUGUCCAAAUCCUUUCUUCAGUUUUGUAUGCUUCGCGAUAAGGAGAGAGGGCGAGAGUAUCUAUAUGUAUAUAAAUCGGUUGAUUCAUGUUCGCUGAUUCAUGUUCGAAUGCGUAAUAGACAAACACACGGACUUUUUGUACUUUUAUAAAAUUUAUAUAUAUCUAAAUUAAUUAAUGCAUAAUUCGGCUAGCUUUGAUUAAUAACUGUUUUGUUAACAUUAGUUCGCUUGAUUUUCUUUGUGAACCAUGGAAGAAGAUGAAAGCAAGCGCAUAAGAAAUAUAAAUGAAAGAACCAAAGGCUUCUUUUUCUCUCGAAACACUCAAUUCUAGAUGUCAACAUGCAUUACAUUUACAUACUCUAUAUAUAUGUAUAAAUACAUAAUAUACGAUAUUUAAACAUUGUAGCCAAGUAUUGUGUACACAGCAAAGCGCUUUUAAAAACUGACUUAAGAUAUGUAGCCGUAUGUCUGUCUGUGUGUGUGUUCGAGUGCGUGUGUAUGAGUGUUUGGAUAUAUAGCACAAGAAGAAAUUCACUCUGUGCGUAUGCAUCUAUGUGUGUGUGUCUGAACCAUAUAAAUCUCACGAUCGAAGUCACAUAUAUGCAUAUGAAUAAAUCUACAGCCAAUCAUACCAAUAUCUUAUCGAGUAUGUAAAUAUGUAGGCAGAACGCUUACCCGCAAUCCAACAAAAUAUAGUAUAUCAAAAGCUGCUUAAAGAAAAACCCAAGAAGUUAAAAACAAAACAAAAAAAGACUAAUUGUGAAAACUUAAUUAGUUCUCUAAUUUGCUAAUAAGAUAAGAUGCUUCAUGACUUCAACUACACACACAUCCACAGUCACUUUUGUAUUGAACAUUUUUUUGAUUAUCAUCUAAAGAUAAUGUUAUAUAUUCUACAUACGGAAUAUCCACAAUAAUAAUAUCCAAAUACAAGCUGUUCUAGCCGCAUAAUUAUAAACAUAAUCAACAUCGUACGAAACACACAUACUUAAGUGGAGCCUCCCCCCUAUUAUACAUAAUUAAAUAAUAUAUAAAUAUACAUAUAUGAUACGCAUAUAAGCCAUACUGUACAGUUGAUGAUGCAAUGCCUAACCUAAGCACACUUUCGUAUAUAUACAUACUUUCUAUUUAUAGUUUACUCUUACUAUCAUUAGUUGUAUUAUUAUUAUAUAUUUAUAAAGAAGUAGAAGCAGCGAUUCCAGCUUUAAUUUUGUUUUUAAAUAUUACAUUUUGUUUGCCGUUUUAUUUUCUAAUUUUAUAUAUUAUUGAUUUGUUUUUGAUUUAGUCUAAGAUUUGUGAGAAGAGAAUAUCAAUCUGAUAGUUGGACCGAUGGAACAGAACGGUUAGAGCUAGUUGCUUUAGCAAAAGGCGCUGAGUGGUUUAACCAUAUGGUUAAAAGGACUUUCGACUUUAUUUCAUAUGCGAAUUUUAUAA
Messenger RNA from Drosophila navojoa, 3770 nucleotides. It is a transcript of the gene dock, whose product is annotated as SH2/SH3 adaptor protein dock. Gene Ontology annotation, cellular component: cytoplasm. Lineage: Eukaryota; Metazoa; Arthropoda; Insecta; Diptera; Drosophilidae. The record is from RefSeq and is a predicted model, not a curated record. Gene Ontology annotation, molecular function: signaling adaptor activity; receptor tyrosine kinase binding. Gene Ontology annotation, biological process: ephrin receptor signaling pathway; cell migration.